Molecule: messenger RNA, 2350 nt
Organism: Cylicocyclus nassatus
Lineage: Eukaryota; Metazoa; Nematoda; Chromadorea; Rhabditida; Strongylidae
Source: the annotation of a GenBank genome assembly
AUUAUCUACAUCACAAGCGGUGCAAACAAGAUCAGUCAUAAUGCCAAAAGAUUGCUAUGCGCCAGAUAUAAAGACCACUGAGCUAAAGUCUCCAGAAAUAGGAGCGGUAAUGGGAAGUCUGUAUGAUGUCAGCGCCUAUUUGAUGGAAGCAGUUGUCGACCCAUUACCUUUUCAUACCAUAGAGAAAGCAGCUGGCCAAGUUGACAAUCCACAUGAACUAUUAUUUUGGCUAUCGAAAAGUGUGGAGGAAAAUUACGUUAUGCGCGCUUUGCUUACGUUCUGGGCAGCACUAUGCGGCAUUUUUUCUCUCGUAUCAGUGGCGACAUGUUUCUGCUGCGCAUGUUGCAUAUUUGGCAUUGAGACUAGAAGAGUAAUCGCUGGCUCAAAAGUGCUGUCUAUAAGCACAGCAUUUUUCAUAUGUAUCUUCACAUCAUUUAUCGCCAUAAUCAUUUAUCACAACAGUCUCAAGCAAGUUCACAGUGGACUCAAAGUGUUGCCAAAACAUCUGAAAACUGUGGAUGAUGAUCUGAACAGACUUGCGAGCCUUUUGACGACUAACUUACAUUGCAUCAGUGAAAAGGAGGAUCAAAUAUAUAAAAGCAAAUGUCAUCACGAAUUUGAGCUAUUGAAAACACAGAUCAAUAAGACGGAAGGCAUGAUUGACUUUCAGUCUUUGGAAAGGAUGAUCGAACUCGCGGUAGCACUUACGAAUGAGUUUGAUAGUCUGAGCAGGAAAGUGGGAUCGCCACAGCUAGUGCAUAAUCUGUCUUUGGCAUCUUCAUCUGCGCGCACUAUUCAGCAAAACCUCGACAACUUUUCUAACAUGUCCAAAUUUUGUGUGCAAGAGGCUUAUGCUCGGACGAAAAAUUUUUUUGAGACUUUGGAAAAGACACAGGUUGACUUAGAAGAAACAGGAAAAGCCUUCGAAGAGGCUCUUAAAUUUACGAUCAAUAGGACCAGCAAGCUGCAGAUCCAGCUUGCUGAUGCAUUCAUGGAAAAGAAAAUUCGUCAACAAAUUGAGUAUUGGUUUUAUGUAUCGAUUUUUCCUGUUUUACUAAUUUGUCUCUCUCUUUUUGGGCUUACGAUGGCAUUCGUAGGCUGGAGAUUCUAUUUGUCUCAUUACAAUCACGUUCCAAAUUGGAGAGGAAACACUGUAUCCAUCGUUGCCGCUGCAGGCCUUUGCUUUGCAGACUCUUGCACAAUGAUGAUUGGAGUUGCAAUUUACGCACUUGCAGCUGCUUUUCUUUUUGUUGGUUAUGUUUCUAUGUCCAUGUGUAACGGAUUAUAUUCGGACGAGAACAUGAUACACUUCAAGGCUUUUUCAAAUGCUGAUUAUGACAUUCGCAUUGGCUCGCAAAACCUGCGGCACUCUCUUUCUGACACCUUCUAUAACUGCAAAAAUGGGCAUACAUUUUUCAACUCACUAAGAGCUCAUCAGGCUAUGGUUAAGAAUGAAUUCGACGUUAUAAAUUCGUUCUCAAAAAGUUACGAUACAGCAGCGAUUCUAGAAAAGAUUUCUAUUGAUGUGGAUGUUCUUGAAAAGCGCUCAAGUUUGAUACAUAGCGUGAUUUCUGAAGUGAAGCAGACGCUUAUGACCAUGCCUACAAUAGCAGAAAUAGGGAGAAACAUUACAGAAAUGGAUAAGAUCCUCCAGCAAUUGCUAAGCAAUUUACUUGAAAAGAUAAAGCCCUUGUUGGAUGCUAACAGCGUACAUUUCGAGCAAAUCCGACUCCAUCAAAAAGAACUACAGGACUGUAUGUCGAUGGCAGUACCUAAUCUAGUUAAGGCAUUUGCGGAUUAUUCGCCACACUGUAAAAGCUUGAGUGCAAUAUGGGAUGGAAUGAGUACCUUUGUUUGUAAAAAUAUCACCGCUCCAGCACAGGGACUAUGGCUAGCCAUAAAUAUCUGUGCUAUCGGCACUGCCGGCAUAUACUGUGCCUUCUGCGGCACUGCGAUGUUGUGGCGAAAUUUGGGAAGUUUAACCGAAUCUCGUCCUGCAAGAUGGCGCAUACAUGGAUAUCCUCUAAAGCACAAAGCAGAUGAAAGGGUGCCUUACUCUAGCGAAAGUAUCAAAAGCAAAAGUAGCCAACGUUCUAAGAUGAAGAUUAGUAAAAGCCAUCAAGGCCCAAGCGCCGAGAAAACUGAGCAAGGGUUUUUGGAAGAUAAUAGCCUAAGUAGCGACCGUCUUCUUUUGAUCCUAAAUAAGUUGAAGUCAAAUGAUACCGGCCAAAGGAAAUCAGUAUUUUUUGCAAUGGCAUUACAUCAACUUCUUACUUGUGGCAAAAUCAUGAUCAAGAGUGCCGUUAUUUUAUGUUCGCUUUUCACAAGUAAAAUAAAAUUGCUUCUUUAG